AUGUCCGUCUAUCACAGCAAUGCGGCCCUGACUGUGGUUUCAUCCACCGAUAGGCCGGAGAAGCCAGCCUUAUUUAAGCACGCGGAGAGUCCUGUAUGGAACGUCGACUCACAAUCUUUGUAUUUCGUCGAUGCGCAUAAGCAGAAUGUGCACAGGCUGGAUUACUCGUCUGGGAAAAUACAUACUAAACAUAUAGAUUAUGGUCAAGUUAACGUCGUCGCGCUAGUAUCUGGGUCUCACAGAUUGUUAGUGGCUGUGAGGUCUGCGCUCUACCUGCUGGAUUGGGACGUGCCUGGUGAUGCCUCUAUAAGGCUACUCAGCUCCGUUGACGAGGGUCUACCUGACAAUCUUAUUAAUGAAGGGAAACCAGAUUCUGAAGGGAGAUUUUGGGCAGGUACAAAAGGACCUCAGCUUGGUGACGACGUUCAUCCAGACAAAGCUACACUCUACAGAUUCGAACCUGAUCAUGAAGGUUAUGUACACUCACGCGCAGUGUUAAGGCCCGUUUCCAUCUCCAAUGGACUGACAUUCUCCUUAAACAACACUGUAAUGUACUACAUCGAUUCGCCCACACAGAAAAUUGAGGCUUUUGAUUACGACCCAGUGAGGGGAGAAAUCACUGGGAGACGAGUUAUUCUGGACAUAUCCCAAUACGGCUAUGAAGAUGCGAUUCCAGAUGGCAUGACGAUCGACAGCGACGGCCACUUGUGGGUCGCUCUUAUGUUCGGUGGAACCGUCUUGCAUAUAGAUCCUGAUUCUAGACAAGUUGUAUAUGGGUACAAAUUACCAGUAUCCCGGACUACCUCACUUUGCUGGGGCGGCCCGAACCUCGACGAGUUAUUCGUCACAUCCGGUCGAGACAAAAAUGACGACAGCGAACCAUUAGCCGGCGCCAUCUUUACCAUCCGAGGCACUGGUAGCAGGGGAGUCCCCGCUCACACCUUCCGAUACGACAACGCAGAUUACUAUUGA
Messenger RNA from Leptosia nina, 972 nucleotides. NCBI's taxonomy places the organism in Eukaryota, Metazoa, Arthropoda, Insecta, Lepidoptera, Pieridae. The record is from the annotation of a GenBank genome assembly.